Aspergillus eucalypticola CBS 122712 is the source of this 1204-nucleotide messenger RNA. Its product is annotated as cutinase-domain-containing protein. The transcript has 3 exons. Gene Ontology annotation, cellular component: extracellular region. Lineage: Eukaryota; Fungi; Ascomycota; Eurotiomycetes; Eurotiales; Aspergillaceae. Gene Ontology annotation, molecular function: cutinase activity. Bases 163 to 1029 code for a protein of 288 amino acids. The record is from RefSeq and is a predicted model, not a curated record. Gene Ontology annotation, biological process: carbohydrate catabolic process.
CCGAAUUGAUAAAAUCCAAGCCAUUCACUCUACCAUUCCCUCCAUCCUCCUUUCUCCAUCAUUCUUUGCAAUCAAAAAGAGCUGUGCUCGUCCUACCCUCGUUAACAAAUUAAUCAUCACGUUCAUUUUUGAUCUUUAUUCAAUCUUGUCUUUCAUUUCACAAUGAAGUCCGUCGUUGCUCUCUCUCUGCUUACCACCGCCCUGGGUGCCCCGACCCAGAGCGUCAACCACCGGUCGUUGCUGGGCAGAUCUAGCACCGGUACUAGUGACGGUCUGGGUGCCUUGGAAUCUCUGUUCCCGAUCAGUGGCGCCAGCACCGGCACCAGCACCAGCGACGGUCUGGGUGCCCUGGAAUCGCUGUUCCCCAGCAGUGGCACCAGCACCAGCGACGGUCUAGGUGCCCUGGAAUCGCUGUUCCCCAGCAGUGGCACCACCACCACGAGCGGUUCCAGCGGCGAUUUCAGCAGCCUCUUUGGCCGUGCUACGACCGACUCCUCCACUGCCAACGACGUCACCGACAACACCGGCUGCAAGGAGCUUACCUUCAUUUUCGCCCGCGGUACCUCCGAGACCGGCAACAUGGGCACCAUCGUCGGGCCCGAGGUGGCCUCUGACCUGAAGUCCCUGACCAGCAACAAGGUCGCCGUGCAGGGUGUCGAUUACCCUGCUGACUGGGCCGGUAACGCCGACAUGGGCGCCUCUGGCGGCAGUACCAUGGCCUCAUUAGUCAAGCAGGCCAUCAGCCAAUGCCCCAACACCACGGUCGUGGUGGGCGGCUACUCGCAGGGCGCCAUGGUGGUGCACAACGCCGCUAGCCAGCUGAGCUCGGGGGAGAUCCAAGCGGCCGUGCUUUUCGGUGACCCGCUCAAGGCCGAGUCGGUCGACACCCUCGACUCCUCCAAAGUGAAGGAGUUCUGCGCCACUGGCGACCCGGUCUGCGAGAACGGCUCCGAUGUCAUGGCCCACCUUUCCUAUGGCGAUGAUGCGCAAACUGCGGCGCAGUUCUUGGUCAGCGCGGUCGGUCUUUAAGAAUUUCUCGCGGACUUAAGUAUACAGUUUGUCUUGUGAAGGGAGGGUGCAGGGAAAUCUGGAUGGCGAGAAACGGCUGUGUUUGGGAUUGGUGCUGUGGUGUAUCUAAGAAAGACCUUCCGGCUCGGUGAUAUGCUCUGAGCUUAGACUCUACUCAUAAAUAGUUAUUCCGUUC